Messenger RNA from Trichomycterus rosablanca, 2940 nucleotides. It is a transcript of the gene ppp3cb, whose product is annotated as protein phosphatase 3, catalytic subunit, beta isozyme. The coding region runs from base 332 to 1891 and encodes 519 amino acids. Gene Ontology annotation, cellular component: calcineurin complex; cytosol; cytoplasm. The transcript has 14 exons. Gene Ontology annotation, molecular function: calmodulin binding; calmodulin-dependent protein phosphatase activity. The record is from RefSeq and is a predicted model, not a curated record. Gene Ontology annotation, biological process: calcineurin-NFAT signaling cascade. NCBI's taxonomy places the organism in Eukaryota, Metazoa, Chordata, Actinopteri, Siluriformes, Trichomycteridae.
GGGAACCUCCACCGGAUGGCAGCACAAGGCCGCGCCGGUGAGCGGCGUGCGUGGGCGUUCCUGCCUCCGCCAUCAUGUCGGGGUGGUGCACAAACUCCGUGCAGAGGAAAUCCCGAAGAGAAGAGUACGACUAACCUGGAGACCCCCGUCGUUCUUUACGUUAUUAUCACUAUCUGUGCAUUUUUGUGGGUUUAAUUAGGUCUGAUCUCCGGGACACAGUGCAGAUCUGCUGCUGAUCCUCCGGCUUCCUUCCUCUAGUGACACCGGUACCGAGUGAUGCUGCUGCCAGUGCGGCCCGCGCUGCCCACCUAAACCACCACUGACCGUUAUCAUGUCCAACUCAGACAUGGGUCUCAACCCCACUGACAGGGUGAUCAGAUCGGUCCCGUUCCCGCUGAGCCACAGGUUGACUAUUCGGGAGGUGUUUGACUGUGAGGGGAAACCACGCAUAGACCUGCUGAAGGCUCAUCUUACUAAAGAGGGUCGUGUAGAGGAGCCAGUCGCCCUGCAAAUUAUCAAUGAGGGAGCUUCAAUUUUACGACAGGAAAAGACCAUGCUGGACAUCGAGGCCCCCGUUACAGUGUGUGGAGAUAUUCAUGGCCAGUUCUUCGACCUGAUGAAGCUCUUCGAGGUUGGAGGGUCACCAGCCACAACGCGGUACCUCUUCCUGGGAGACUAUGUGGACCGAGGCUACUUCAGUAUAGAGUGUGUUUUGUAUCUGUGGUCACUGAAAAUCCUCUACCCAAAGACUUUAUUUUUGCUGCGGGGAAACCAUGAAUGUAGACAUUUGACUGAAUAUUUCACCUUCAAACAAGAAUGUAAAAUAAAAUACUCCGAGCAGGUGUACGACGCGUGUAUGGAUGCGUUCGACUGUCUGCCGCUGGCUGCUCUGAUGAAUCAGCAGUUCCUGUGUGUGCAUGGCGGCCUCUCGCCUGAAAUCCACACAUUAGACGACAUAAAGAAGCUUGACCGAUUUAAAGAGCCUCCAGCAUUCGGGCCCAUGUGUGACCUGCUGUGGUCAGAUCCACUCGAAGACUUUGGCAAUGAGAAAUCCCAGGAGUAUUUUGGCCACAACACAGUUCGGGGCUGCUCCUACUUCUACAGCUAUCCUGCAGUAUGUGAGUUUCUACAAACUAAUAACCUGCUCUCAGUGAUCAGAGCCCACGAGGCCCAGGAUGCAGGUUACCGGAUGUACAGAAAGAGCCAGACGACAGGUUUUCCCUCUCUCAUUACAAUCUUUUCUGCACCCAAUUACCUGGACGUUUAUAAUAAUAAAGCCGCGGUGCUAAAAUAUGAGAACAACGUGAUGAACAUACGGCAGUUUAAUUGCUCGCCUCACCCUUACUGGCUGCCUAACUUCAUGGACGUGUUCACCUGGUCCCUGCCCUUCGUGGGUGAGAAAGUGACUGAGAUGCUGGUUAACGUCCUCAGUAUCUGUUCAGACGACGAACUCAUGAAUGACGGUGAUGAGAUAUACGAUGCUAAUGCUGCAGCAGCUCGUAAGGAGGUGAUUAAGAACAAAAUCCGUGCUAUUGGCAAAAUGGCCAAAAUGUUCUCCGUUUUACGUGAGGAGAGUGAAAAUGUGUUGACUCUGAAAGGCCUGACCCCGACCGGCAUGCUGCCCAGUGGGGUGUUGUCUGGUGGAAAGCAGACUUUACAGAGCGCUACCAUUGAGGCCAUUGAAGCCAUCGAGGCGGUUGAGGACGGAGAAGCCAUCCGUGGCUUCUCGCCUCAGCAUAAAAUCAGCAGCUUUGAGGAGGCGAAAGGGCUGGACCGGAUAAACGAGCGCAUGCCGCCGCGGCGCGACGUGCUCAACAGCGUGGGUCUCUCCAUGGGCCGCAUGAACAUGGCCGAGUCCAACGGCACUGACGACAACAGCAAUCUCCAGUGACUCCUCCUUUGACCUUCUGCCCCUCCUCGUUCUUGUAUUAUGCUCUCAAACUCUGUCCCCUUUUUCUGUCCAUCGACAUCUGUUUCCUGUGACUGGUAGACGGACGGCGAUGGUUGAAGACACAGUGUGGAUAAACUACCUGCUGAACGGAUGAGCCAGUUUUCAUUUGCCUUUCAAAACGAGGAUGCAAAUUACAAAUAACAGGGGGAGGAUGAGCAUGUGCAGGGCUGUUGCUUCAGAAUGUGUGUGUGUGGGGGGGUGAUGGUGGGUCUUAAAUAAUUACAUAUUAACUGCAAACUGAUAAUAGGAUGCUGCCGUGCUGUUCUCUGGGAUAAGUUGUUGGGAUAACUGUGUGUGUAUGUGUGAGUGUGUGUGGGUGGCUGGGUUAUGUCAUUAUUCAGUAAGGAUGUAGAGUCGAUUCCCUUUUUCCUUUCCUGCCGGCUGGAAACUGAAUCUAGGAUGCAACCUGAUGAUGAGCAAGCUGGUUACAAAAUGAAAACAAUAGAAAACAGAGCGCUGCAAGGAAAAAAUGUAUUUAAUUGUCAUUUGUCAUUCUUUUUUCCAUUAUCACUAACACCUUUGUACUAAUUUGAGUUGCUGUGGGUCUGGCACUACCCGAAAACAGUGGGUACAAGCAUGGAAUGCACUCUUUUAGUCAAUGUACUCGCACCUAGGGGCAAUUUAGGUGGGGGACUGGAGCACCUCACGGUGAGGGUUAGGGAUCCUACCUAAGUCAUCAGGACCCUGUUGCUGUGUGCAAGUCACUUUAGACAAGUCAAAUUAAAUUUAUUUGUAUAGCACGUUUUACAAUAGACAUUGUCUCAAAGCAACUUUAGAAUCCAAGACCGACAGACCAAAAACCCCUUUUGAGCAAGCCGAUUUAAAAUAGAAUAACUGUACUACUCACAAAUGAGCUUUGACAGUGGCAAAUUACAGGAAGGAACCCUGAGAGGAACCAGACUCAGCAAGGACCUCCGUCCUCCCUGGGUGCCCUAAAGCAGCGCUCCCCAACCUUUUUUGCACCGCGGACCGGUGUCAUAUAAGAUAUA